AUGCCGUCCCUCGAGUAUUUUCUGCUUGCUGUAGCAGUGCUUGGCCCCAUCUGCCGGGCUCUUUACAUCCACGUCAUUCGUCCACCGUUCAGCAAUGUCGCUGGUCCACCUUCAGGCUCGUUCAUCACAGGGAACUUGCUGCAGAUUUUUGCGCGUGACAGCUGGGACUUCAUCAAGAACCUCAAUGACACAUACGGGCCCGUGGCUCGCAUUAGAGGGAUGUUCCAGGUCCCCUGGCUGCACGUCUACGACCCCAAAGCUCUGCAUAGCAUGCUCGUCAAGGAUGCGGAGAGCUACUCACGGGGCGUCGUCACGACCAGGCAGGUUCCCCGCCCUCCCUCCACCGACUUCCGACUUACCACCUCCAAGCAGCGGAAGAUGUUGAACCCCGUGUUCUCGGGGGCGCACAUGCGCGCGCUCACGCCCGUCUUCGGUAGUAUCGCUGCGCAGCUGAAAGCGGCGCUCGAGAAGCGCGUCCGCGAUGGGCCUGCACCGCUCGACAUGGUCGGCUGGAUGGGGCGCACGGCGCUCGAGCUUGUUGGGCAGGGCGGGCUCGGGACGUCCUUCGAUUCGCUCAUCGACGACAGGCAGGACGCGUACGCGGAGGCGAUCAAGGGGUUCUCCGCGGCGAACUCGGAGGUGCGCGCGCUGCGCGAGCUCUUGCCGUAUGCGGACUACCUCGGUCCAAUGCGGUUCCGUCGAUGGCUACUUGACAGGCUUCCGAUCAGGAGCGUACAGCGUGUCAAGAACAACUUCGACAUCGUGUCCGCACGAUGCACCGCGCUCUUCAACGAGCGGAAGGAAGCCUUGAAGCGUGGCGACGAAGACCUGCUGAUGAAGAUCGGGGAGGGAAAGGACGUCAUGAGCGUGCUGUUGAGGGAGAACAUGCUCGCGGCCGAAGACGACAAGUUGCCUGAUGACGAGCUGCUCGCUCAGAUGGCGACCUUCAUUGUCGCUGGAACAGACACAACCUCGAACGGGUUGGCACGCGCCCUCCAUCUACUCUCCGAGCACCAGGACGUCCAACGCAAGUUGCGCGAUGAACUGCGCGAAGCCCACCAUCGGUUUGGCGAGAACAUCUCGUACGACGACCUGAACCGGCUCUCUUACCUUGACGCCAUCUGCCGCGAGACGCUACGACUCUUUGCCCCGGUCGCGCUUACGUCCCGAGAAGCUAUGAAGGACACCAUUCUCCCUCUGUCCGAUCCGAUUCGCGGGGUCGACGGGCGACUCAUAACGGAGAUUCCGAUCCCGAAGGGCACCACGCUCCUCGUCAACCUCCGAGCGUGCAACACCCACAAGGGCCUAUGGGGCGAGGACGCGGAGGUCUGGAGACCUGAACGCUGGCUCGAACCACUCCCGCAGGCCGUGGACGACGCGCGGAUCCCUGGGAUCUAUGCAAAUUUGAUGACGUUCCUCGGAGGCGGAUACGCCUGCAUUGGCUUCAAAUUCUCUCAGCUGGAGAUGAAGAUGGUCCUAUACAUACUUCUGAACGCGGUCAAAUUCGAACCGGGCCCGCGCGAGAAGCCGAUCAUUUGGAACUUUGCCGGGAUCUCCUACCCUUCGACCAGCGCUCAGAGCUCGACGCCGGAGAUGUAUCUCAAUGUCAGCAUGGCCGCGUAG
This is a messenger RNA of Epithele typhae, 1623 nucleotides long. Its product is annotated as cytochrome P450. The coding region runs from base 1 to 1623 and encodes 540 amino acids. The record is from RefSeq and is a predicted model, not a curated record. The transcript has 13 exons. NCBI's taxonomy places the organism in Eukaryota, Fungi, Basidiomycota, Agaricomycetes, Polyporales, Epitheliaceae. Gene Ontology annotation, molecular function: heme binding; iron ion binding; oxidoreductase activity, acting on paired donors, with incorporation or reduction of molecular oxygen.